Dermacentor albipictus is the source of this 17074-nucleotide messenger RNA. RefSeq names its product USP6 N-terminal-like protein. NCBI's taxonomy places the organism in Eukaryota, Metazoa, Arthropoda, Arachnida, Ixodida, Ixodidae. The record is from RefSeq and is a predicted model, not a curated record.
AUGGUGCCACAGGAGUGGUCACGUGACUUCAAGAGGCGGAUGCGCCAUGGCUCGCUUGUGCGAGACGUUCUGUCAGCCCGUUGCCGAGUAUUCGUGAGAGAAAUCUGCCGCCAAAAAGGAUUACCAGAGCCGGCGUAUGCGACAGCACACAAUCUCGGUGGAAGAGCCCAGCGGUGGGAGGAAAGACCGUGUUGAGAAGAGUGGCACGCCCCCAUGUGCCUCUGGUGGCGUGGCCGGGGAGCUGGAGCGCGUGCAAAGUUGGCCGGCAUGCGUGGACGCCCCCCUCGGGCAGCCCUCCACGGCACCGGCCGAUAAGCCAUGAGUAGUGGCAACCUGACGGAAGCGGAGAUUCUGGAGCGGGCUGCGGAGGAGCGAGCGGCUAUAGUUGCACGCUACGACCGCGGCCGAGACAAGGACAAUGUUGCCCAGAUCGACCCCUGGGAGGACCCAAAGUUCGAGCUAUACCACGUCACUGACAAGUACGGCUUCAUACACAAUGAGCGGCUGCCUGAGAAGUACACGGUCCAUGAGGCAAAGGUUCGCGACCAGGAGAAUGUGCGCCUCAACAAGUGGCGCAAAAUGCUCGAGAGCUGGGACAAGUACUACCCGAACGAGAAGGAGCGCACCAAGAGCACCAAGUACACCACUAAGUUGCGGCGGCGUGUCUUUAAGGGAAUACCCAAUGCAGUCCGAGCUGAGGUGUGGCUGCGGCUACUUGACGUGGCUCGCAUCAAGGCCGAGCAGGAGGGCAAGUACUUGGAGAUGCGGGAGCGUGCACGCUUGUGGUCUCCAGACAUUCGGCAGAUUGACUUGGACGUCAACAGGACGUACCGGAAUCACAUUAUGUUCCGGGAGCGCUAUAGCGUCAAGCAACAAGCCCUGUUCCAUGUCCUAGCAGCGUACUCUGUGUACAACACGGAGGUGGGCUACUGCCAAGGGAUGAGCCAGAUUGCUGCUCUCCUGCUCAUGUACAUGAACGAAGAGGAUGCCUUCUGGGCUAUAUCCGUGCUCAUGACCGAUGAGAGGCAUGCCAUGCAUGGCUUCUUCAUCCAGGGAUUCCCGAAGCUGCGGCGCUUCCAGGAGCACCAUGACAAGGUGCUGGGCCGUCUGCUGCCCAAGCUGAAGCGUCACCUGGACCGCUACGAGAUGCACACCUCGCUGUACACGCUCAAGUGGUUCUUCCAGUGCUUUCUCGACCGGGUGCCCUUCACGCUGACCCUACGCCUCUGGGACGCCUACAUCCUGGACGGCGAGCCCGUGCUGACCGCCAUGUCAUACACGCUGCUGCGCCUGCACCGCAAGACCUUGCUCCGCAUGGGCAUGGAGGAGAUGAUCGACUUCCUGCAGGCCCGCCUGGAACAGGACUUUGGUUUCCAUGAUGACGCAGCCAUGGAGGCCCUGCAGGACGCCAUGGAGGAGCUGCGGCGGCACGGGCUGGCAGUGCCCCCGGGCAGGCCACCCCCGUCGGAGCUGCCCCAGCGGCCAUUUGGGCUCGAGCUGCCCCCUUCCGCUUACUUGCCGCACCGGGGGGCUGCCUCACCUCGCAUCCGCAACUCUAACAGUCGCACGCUGACCAACGGGAGCCGUGCGUCGACGCCAUCGGGGCGAGCCACGCCAGCUGCUGCGGAGAACGACGACGUGGUGUCGGAAGGAUGUCCCGCAACUCCGAUCGGGGGCACCAGCAGCCUUCUGCGCAAGGGGGCAUCCCCUCUGGGCCGACGGGGUGGCGACACGAGCGAGGACGGUGCGAGCUCGGUGGUGGACCCGCUGAGCUCUCGCAACUCGCUGGCCGAGACAUCGCAGACGUCGGCUGCCGACCUCUCCAGCUUCUCGAGCCCAUCGGCGACACUGCGGAGAACGCCGUCGCUCUACGACAACGUUGACUACCAGGAGAGUCUGGAGGCAGCGGCUGCUGCUGCAGCGCAGACUCCGGUCGCAUCUCUGCCUGCGGCCGGAGUUGCCUCGGCCAGGGGCGCCGCCCUGAGCCAGCAGCGGGCUGGCCAGGAGUCGCCGGAGGCCAGCGGGGAGGCAGUGCGCAUCUACGUGCCCUACCACGGGGCGGGCACCGCCACCGCUGACAAGGACUUGUCCGGUGUAGCAGCAGCAGCAGUGGCCAAUGGCGACGUGACGCCCACCAACCAGGACCCAAACAAGAUCACCAUCCACGUUGACCUGCAGCACUACGGCGCGGGGGCGACGACAGCUGCACCCGUGGCGGGACCGGCAGCCGUGAUGACGAGCGUGCGCUGCGAUGGUGGAGACGGCGGCACCCUGCGGCACACGGGCAACUCGACCUUUCACCACGUUGCCACCACCGACCUCUAGCGGGAGGCGGCGCGGCCCCGUUCCUCGGGUGCACGUCAACAUGCUGCUGGGACCACGGUUACACUGAAAUGGGCCAGAGCAACAUGGCGCCUCGUCAGAGCAUGGCCAUUCAGCUGUAUGCUGCUCUGCAGGGCUGCCGAUCAACUGAGCUGGCACGUCUGCCACGUCUUGGCCACAGGUGUCGGUGGCCUCGGCUACUGCCACCGACUUCUCACCCCCCACCCCUUGCUGCUUCUGUUGCGAAAAGCAACGAGUGCUCCUCUGGCACACGAGAUGAUUACUAAGAGAAAAAUUCUACUGUCACGAGUGCACCCUGUGGGUGUAAGCCACAAGUGGCAACCCUGUGUUGUCAGUCAGGAUAUGCUAUCAGGUGAACACCAGUGUUCCCAGUUGCAGACAACAUGCUCGUUGCUGAAAGCAUGUGCCCAUGGUUUGUGUUACAUACCAAAUGCUGCAGAUUCGAGGAGCACCGGGUACACUCAACUUUUAUGUAGGCAAAAAAUUUGGCUCCAUUUGCACUAAGAUUUGGCAAAGAGGUGGUGUUUUCGUGGUGCACUCCAUUUAGUGCAUUUCGGUUCAUUACUUGAGUGUUCCACCUGGGAAAAAUCAAAACUAUGUGCCAUCUGCUGUGGCAGCAUACAAGAAACUGUAAGCAUGAAUGGAACAUCACUACAAUGCCGUGAAAUUAACUUCUUUGUUUGGCAUUGCCGAAAGUGAAUCGUACUUCUGAAAGCAAGUAUUUAUUCCCUACGCAAGUAGUAAUACACCCAAAAAUGGUCUUUAACUUUGUGUACAAGGAAAUGCCAUAUCUGUGAAUAAUUGAAGUGCAAAUGACCCGGCUGUUGAGCUGAAAAAGUUGCAUAUACUGUGUGCCCCUGGUUACUCAUUGUUCGGUCUAACCUUGCAAACAGCAACCCUGGUUCAGCAGGGAAGCAUUCUUUGAGCCACGGACAUGGGCAACUUGCCAGCAACUCCACGCGGCCCAACAGGCACGUUGCAACCUCACCGAUACUUUUGUCACUAGGUUGCUCAUUAGUUUGCCAGUGGCCUGGCAAACUUGCGUGCGAGUUCUUUCUCGCAAAGUUGCUUGCUGGCUUAGGUACGGCUGGCAGAUCUGACCCCUGGCAUCGAAGUCUUUUAUUGCUUGGGUUGGUUUUCAAGCAUGCGCAGGUUACCUUACGGGUUGCACUGAAGUCACUCAGGCCAUUCUGAAGCUGGCCAUUCUUAGUCAUCUCUAUACUUUUUUGUGUGUUUUGCAUUGCGGAGUGGGUUUCUUACUCCUAGAAAUGUAAAAUUUGUGUUGAAGUGGGAAGCAGAGAUGACAUACUCUUAAGAGUCGUGCAGAUUUUGCACAUUGUUUGCAAGCACGAAUUUCCUUGCAUGGCCUGCAGCCUGAAUUCGUGCAUUUGUUUAGUUAUAAAGAAUUACUGGUGUUGAAAAUGAACAUCACCAUCCCUGCUUCAUUAUGGACUCGGUCGUUUCUUGAUGCGCUGGGUUUCGUCAUCCUGACAUUGAUCACACGGGGCUUACAGAACACGCUAUAUGUAAGGGACCCUUGCAAUGCAUUGUUGUUGCAACAUGCAAUGCAUGUUUUUGUGCAUGUAUUAAAUGCUGUAGGUGCACUCUUCUUUGUUUUUUGAUGGUUUACGAAUGGCAGCAGUACUUUGAGCCUUGCAUCUUGGCACAGAGUUGGCUGACAGGCAACACUGCCUGUUGAGAUGUGACUGCUCGGACGUUAAGCCCUCUGAGCUUGAAAUUUAGGCACGUGACUUUGUAAGGGUCCUUGGUUUUACCUUGUCCUAAUUUCACUGAUCCUAGGCAGAUUAUGUAGUGCCAAAUCAGUUUUUUUCUGGGAAGUGCGUGUGUGUGUACGUGCCUUUGUUUUCAUUUUUUUUUUCUUUAUUGAACUAACUUAUCUUGAUGACCGUUAUCUUGUAUAGGAAUUGUUGCAUGCGACAGCUGAAGGGCUUUUGUUGUUGUGUGAUCCAUAACGUAGGGGUUGUGAAUGGUAUAAAGGACAUUUCCCGAGUGGCGUCGUAGCCCGAACUCUAUACAGGCCAAAUUUUUUGCUGCAAACAGCGACGGGGUGCCAUUGUUCUGUGCUGCCUUAUACACCUAUCCUAAGUGUAGGAACCAACUACUAGCAUAAACUUGCGUUGCUAUGUGCAUAAGUUUGAGAGUUCCCUUACCUUAUUGUCUCUUGGGGACAUUGGCAGUGUUCCACGCUCAUGGCACAGAUAUCGCUGUCGUGGAUGUCCGAACUUUUUUCACUCACCAACUCCAAAUGAAGACAGGAAUAAAAAUAGAUUCAGUGCCCAUGCAGUGUGAAUCUGUCUUAAACUUCCUUCUAUCAGAAGGCCAGAGCUGUGAGCCUCGGUUCAGCAAGACUUGGGUCGGUAUGGAAACCAUUGCAGGAAUCGGACAAGGACAGAAGCUGAGGCACAAAAAUGUGUACGAAUGUGUACUGUUUAUUAAAGAUUUAUUUUUUGGCUAAGCAGUUUGUAUGCCGAAACGAACUGUUGAACGCAGUCAAUAAUGUAGUUCUUUCUUUUUUUAAACUUUAUAGCACACUCUGGUACAAGUGGUACAAGUUGCUCAUCUGUUGCCUUGUCCAAGAAAAAGAUAGCUAUGCAUAAUUUUUUUUCGUACUGCCCAUGAACGAUGCAGAGAAGAAAGAAAGCAUCAAAUCAACUCGACGUUUGUUAAAAAAAAGGUGCGUCUGUUUGGGACUCGGCUUCUGUUGUCCGAUUCACCGAGACUUCAGGGUCCACCUCGCCUCCAGUCAGUGCAUUCCUUUUCACUCCCUCGAGAGGCAUGGCUGACAGUGCCUGCCCGCAGUCAUUUUGACAAACGCAAACAGUGUGUCAUCUGUUGUACUAAAUCUAAAACAUACAGGAGGUUGCUUGCAUUUCUUUGAACCUCGGCGAAGCGCAGAAGUGUCACCCGUGGAAGUCCCGGUUUUUCCACGAAACCAGAUCGAGAAUCCUUGGUUUGUAUGUGGCAAGGGAAAGCUGGAGCCAGAAUUACCUCUGGUAUCCCAUCACUGUACAUGAACAGUUUUCAAAGCCCUAGUACUAGCAUCAACAUGCAGUGUAUAGCACUACAUGCUACAGCGACCAGGGUUUGUAGCACUUAUUGAGACCCUCGGGCAUUAAAGUGCCAUUUUUGCUUUAUUUGGUUUUCUUUUUUGCUAAGCUUAAAUGCUAGACAUCUGGCCAUUGUGCAGUCCGAAAAUCAAGCUAAUCCUAUCCUGUUGAAACAUUUUGUUGAGCCUUUCUCGAUUCUUUCUUUUGUAUGCAGUUAAGAAAAUAUUUAUUCUCAGUUGUUUAAAACAAUGUUCUGUUUUCAAACUCCUCCAAAACCCUUUUCAAUUUUCUAGAAAAUUACCGAUGCAAACCCAGUAUUGUCCCUGAAUGCACAGUUGUGAUCUUCAAUGUGCAUUCUUUUGCGAGAGUAUCGUUCUACACCACUGACAAUAUUCCGAGCUUCAGAGAUCCAAAGCACAGUGGACGUUGUGUUUUGUCCUUGACUAGCUUUUUUGUUUUUCAUUGCAAGAAUAUAUCGUGCUGCUGUUCACGUUCCACGUUUUGGCAAUGUAAUAGGGACAUUUUGCUGGGCCAACUUUUCCAGCCAUAAUACCGAAUACUCCUGCUGCCGAAAAAGGGAGUUUAUGCACUUGCCUGAGCUGAUGCAUUUUGCCUAGUGAGAUGAACUAAAAGGACUGAAUGGACAGGACAGCAUUGGUACAGCGCAAAAAAUACACUGCAAAGGACAGGCAUGGCAGUGCUGACCUGCAACUAGCAUUCGUUUAGACUGCAUCAGCUGUACGUGUACCCUGCCGCAUUGAGCAACCAAAUGAAACUGUGCACAGCACAUGCACAGGCCUGAACGUACCUGUCGUGAAAGCCACAUCCUUAACUGUAUCAUUUGCAUGGUCAUCAAGAUGGCCAACUCGCCAAGACUGAGGUCCCAUUAAACUAAAGUGAGCACUUGCCUUCAAGUGAUGCUUUCACAUUGACACCAUUUUAUUGUAAUUCAAUCGAUCUUUUCCAUUAUUUGUUUGUGAUAGAUAGAAUGUGGCAGUAAAGUCUUUGUUCCUCUUCACAUUGCAUAGCGUUGCCUAACACGGCUUUUAUGAAGUCAUAUUUUAACUCGUGAGUUCUCAGCAUUCCGGAAGGUUGUCGUUGUCUGGUACUUGGGCCACAUCUUGGACCCACACGAAAAUUGGCACUGUUUUCUAAGUGACUAAUCACUUUGGUGGAAUGGCGAGGGCACAGCAGCACAUCAUUUUAUUUAUAAGUUGGGACAAGAGUUUGCGCAAAACAGUCAAUUUGGACAUAUUGUGUUUUUGUACAGAUAAGCCGCCCCUGCAUAUAACCCAUCGGUUAAAACAAAGUAUGUGUGUAACUUGUGCAGAUAGCCUUGGACAAUGAUGUUUGACUCAAUGACCUACAGUACACGAUAAUGAGGGAGAGAUCAUAAGGGUAGCCUGUUGGGAAAUAUUGUACGCGGUUUUCUAGCACAGAAUUUCUUGAAAACACACAGUUAAUAGAACAACAUAGGUAAAGUUGAAGGUAGGGCACUGGACUUAAGACACAAAUACACAUCAGCUAUUUAUAACCAUUACUAAGCAUGGACUGGUGCUUCAUUUGUGUAGUGGUACAGUGUGGUACACUUCUGCCAUCUUGGAUGCUUACUGUAUAGACUCUUGUAAGGGCCCCACCCAUAACUUUGCAGCCAUAAAUUUGGUUUUAAAAAAUCCAUCUGAAAAGCAACCGCAUUUGGUGCCCUGAUGCCACUGAUGCACAUCAUUGAAUUUUCAUGCGCUGUGCACUUCCACGAACCCCCACCAGAUAGCGAGAGCUGUGCGUUGACCUAUGAUGCAGUGGCACAGUUGAGGAUCUGGAGUGUGCUGGCACUUGGCAGCAUUUUGACCAAUAGUUCGGUCCUGUGUAAGGGCCGCACCUCGUCAAAAUUGUGGAAGAAAAAAGUGCGGCCCUUGCACAAGUUCAUACAGUAUCUAAAUGGCGAGUGUAAAAAAAAAAAAAGAUUAUUGUAGGAAGAAAGUAACCAGAAAAAACAUGCUGCGCAAGGUAAUCAGAUGGCAGUGUACUUAUUUUGUUCAGUGCUUUUCAGAGACAUGCUUUCAAAUAAUUAUUGAUGCUGUGAUGAAUGAAGGUGAGAGCACCAGUUUGCAGGAAAUCGGGCCAAUACGAACUAGUCGCUUCCUUAAUCUUUUUUAACUUUUUUUGCAUGCCAUAUGUAGGCAAUUGUUCUGCUGUGUAUAUUUGCGGGUUAAUUAUAAAUCUGGUGUAAAGGAAACUUAUGUUCCUGUACUUCACUAAUUAGUUUCAGCACUGGCCAGAAGCAUGUGCACAGCCACAAGUACUCACCUUUAGAAUGCAUCCAUGCUGCCUUGGUCAUCUAAAGCUGCUAGCUGGGUGCAGUGACUAGUGCAUAAUUGACAACUAGUGAGUUUUCACCUGCUUCUGUCUGCGAGUCCGCACAACUCUCUCCAUGACUGCCAGAGCUUCCAUGUCUUUCCGUGGCUGGAGGACAUUGUGGGGCCUUGCCUGUGAACAGCAUGGCCGAGACAUAUCCAAACGAGCAACGCUGUCGCUGGACAGAAGUGUGCAUUGUGUUGCUUUGUGUGCACUCAAUACUCAGUGAGUGGGUUGGCCUCGACGUGUAAAUAGUGCAGUCUUGUAAAUGGUCUGCUGGAACUUAGCCCAUCAUUUAUUGCUGCAUACCGCACAUUGCUUGUCCAAUUGCUGCAUGUGUUCUGUGGCUUCUGGUGCGUCCAUCCAUGCCUGGCCCUGGCUAGAACCCUGCACGUGCUGACGCAUAUUUGCACGGAUACCAACUUUAUAUUUUGUUCUUGUAGCUUCCAUCCUAAAGCUGAUACUAUCACAUUGGGUGCCACACAGCAAACAUAAGAACCACCUUUUUUUUUUCUGCUGCUGUGCAAUUAAUCACCACAUGUCUAACCCAUAGAAGAAAAGCAUAACCUUUUUAGCCCUGUGGGCGAGGAGAAAAUGAUUGACCAAACUAGCAAUUUACAGGCGUUUGUUCUGCAAUGUUUAGGGGCCUAUCAUUCGAGCCUGUAACUGUGGUUGCAGUAUACAUCAUCAGGUCACAUUAUAGUCACUGACAAUGCAUCUCUUUAAAUUUUGUUGGGCACUUCAUAAAGUUAGCUUCAGCAUUAUAAUUUUCAGUGCAGUUUCACUCUGAUGAAGUGCUCUCUGUGCCUAGGCUGGUGUUGGUAGAGAGAGUUUAGAUAAUUUUGAUCUGGCAUGUUGGGCAUGCCAUGCCAACCCAUGCGAAUGACUUGCUCUACUUAAAGAGUCUCUGUUAGGUGCAAGAAAGUGAGAAAAAAAAAACUUCAGUUUAGCACUUCAUAAUGUUCUGAAGUGUGGCACCAAGGAGCACAACAGUUCAUGCCUCACAAGCUGUUUCUAGAGAAACCACUGUUCUAAAAUUGCAGGGCUCUUUCCUGCAGUUCUUAAGGUAUUCAGCGAUAAUGUGGCAUGUGCGACUUCUGAUGUGCAAGCUGCUGACGGCGUUCAACUCAUCAUAAUUGCUCAGAUUGUGCUGUUGAAUCUUUCCUCUCAAGAAGGUUGUGGCAAAAAUGACUGCUUUUGCUUCAGGGCUGUCCAAGUCGAGCGCUUUGCACUCAAGGUGAAAUGCUGCCAGCUCGGAGGGUGCUAGACUUUGUGAGAAGCAAAUGUUGUUCUGCUAUUCUAUUUAAGCGCGAUGAUGGACAUGCAACGAUGCGCUGACAAAUUUUAAUCAGUUCUCUACAUAAUCCUUGGAUACAUUAGUUCUGAAAGGUGGAUUAGUACUAUUUUGCAAUAGUAGCACAGUUUAAAAAUUCCAUUGUGACUAACAGUGGCACUUGCUUUCAUUUGCUGCCAGUUAAAGGUGCAGUUAUAAGUAACCGUUCGUGAUUUCUUCAAACGCAAGACUAAUUUGGCCAUUAGAACCAUUAUUUUGCUGUUUUAUGAGAAUAUGCCACUUCUGUCACCUUCUUAAGAUUUCCCUUAGCCCAAGAGUGGGCUAAUCACUAUAAAUUUACCACUAGAAACCAAGUUUGUAGUGGUAGCUCGUAAAAACAGCUUGUCUCUUUUAAAUGGUCAAGUUUAAUAGUUCAAUUCUUGUUAUUCUGCGGCAGUUUUUGUCAUGUUUGGAUUGCAGAUAUUCAAGAUGCGCACAUUCUAUUUUGUGUAAUAUUGAUAAUGGGUAAAACCUUCACAGCAUUGCUUUGCUGGCAAGUGUGAAAUUGUAAUUUCGAUUGACAGAAAAGAUUUUUCUACCAAACGUGCGUAUAAGAGUACCAGGAAGUACCUGCCUCUACUAGUUGAAUCGCUGGUUUGCCAAUACUCCUAAUUUUGUGCAGAUGGGCUAUUUCGUAGUGCAUGCAGUUUAAUAUCACCAUUAGUUGCGGUACUUGUCUGUUUCCUUCAGACAAAAUCACGAGUCUGUGUCUGCGGUGAUGCAUCAGAAAGGGUGUUGAUUUCACUUCAAUGGAAAGGUAGCGCCAUCUGUCAUUGUUAGCACAAAACACAGCCUCCCCUGUUUGGCCAUUACAGUGAGAGCUGGCGCCACUGUUUCAUUCUGCUUUUUUCUUUUCUUUCGUCUCCCAUACUUCUGACUCAGUUCAUACAAAACAGGCAAGUACUGGUACUAAACUGCAUUCACCAUGAAGUGCUGCUUUUGUGCCAAAUUUGAGAUCAAAUGUGUUAUGUUCGCAAGAGCAGUGACAUACACCUGACCUUCCUAUUCAUGAAGCAUCCGGUACACUAAGCAGGUUCAAUCUUAGGCGAGACCUUUUUGGCAGCAUUGCACUUGAACCAAUGUAUGUUCUAGUCCAAAUGCACAGAGCAAUAAGAGCGAUUCCCUAGCUAGAAUUACCAGGCAAUACGCAGGAACUGCUGCUUUUGGUGGACACGACAUGCAGAUAAUACAACAGGAAAAAUGUAUAGCCUCCAGAGCAGCCAUUUUUGCCUUUUUAAUCCCUUCUCUGUGCAGCUUGUCUCUGCCAAUCACUCAUCCUGCCUCGAGUUCCAAGUUUGUUGAGCCUGAUAAUUCUCCAUUGUGCACCAGCUGAUGAAGCCCUGCCACAGUCUGCUUCCUUUGCAGCUCUCGCAUUUGCUAUUCUCCACUUCUAGUAAUUCCACGAUACAUAUCCAUGCUUCUUCUACUAGCAGUGUGUGUGCGAGGACCGUACAGCGUGAAAACCUCUGGAAAGCCAGGGUUUUCAGGAAGGCUGAGUAUAAAUGUUGCACUAUGCCUUCUUGCAGUUUGAUUGCAUAGUUAGCAGAUUUAAAGAAACGCACAUUGGAUGUGAUGAUUGUUGCAGGCAUGCUGUCUGUUCCACUGUGCUUUAUAAAUUUCAUUGCUUAAUAAAAACAAGGUGUUGACACUGGAAGAGGCAGACAUGAGGCACUCUCAGUGUGUAGUAUGCCAUUUCAUCUUGCACAUGUUGCAGGCAGGAUUACCAGGGGGAAAAAAAAUAGCACAUGUAAGUGAAGCAUACAUGUUUGCUCACUUUGUGUGCUUCUGGUUCAUUUAGCUGCUGUGCAAUCUGCACACUUCGCAAUAGCUUCAACCAGUGUGCUUCGUUAGGCAUCGAAUUCUACUUUGGCAUCCGUUCUGCUCAGACACAGCUGACCCAGCCCUAAGCAAGCGUUGCAAUGCUAACCACGCAGUGCUCUUCUCUUCAGCCCCUGCAACAGGCAAAAAAAGAAAAAAAAAUGCCAGACUUGUAACAGCCUGCACAUAAACUGUUGGAACAGGCCCCUGCUUCUUCCACUUUUCUCGCUGCACUUUGCAUUCACUUCGGGGGUUUGUGAAGUGCUCCGUACUGUACAGACUCUGCCAGAGCUUUCAUGCAAGCCUUUUUGUCUUCAGUCAUCCCCCAAUUCCUGUACCUUUGGCGCUCAAAUUACUCAAAUGAGGAUAGCCUUACUUCUUAAAAAAUAUGCACAUCAGAUCUUCAGAGGUUCAACUCUCUGAAUUGCAAAUUACCUAUCUCUUCCUGUUUGCCCGUGAGAGCUACUCAAAGUUAGCUAAAUGCGUGUGUCUGUGUCAUUACAUUGCAUGCAUUACUUACAAACUCCUUUUCACAACUUGACUGCAUAUUGCAGGAAGUUAUUAACUAUGGUGAAACUGCUACUACUAUUACUUCAUAUGGAAGGAAAGUGACCUAGUUCACAAUGCGUUUUGUUGUAGAGUGUCGGCGGGACUUAAAUCUGCCGGAACCUGUCUGGCAAUACUAGUGAAAGGCGCCUUUUAGUAACAAGGGGAGUCAAUAAUUCAAGACUCAGUAAAGCAGUGAACUGGGCUGUCGGUGUAAUGUGGUAACUGCAUUUAGUAAAAAUUUUUUUGUGGGUGCUCCUUGUUUCAUUGUGUUUUUGAAACCUUACCAAGCACAUUUAUUUCGUUAUAGAUAUAUUACUGUUGAUCUGUACUAAAACAGCAGUGUUGACUGCAUACAAACAUAUUAAAACAUUAAAUAAUCCUCCGCAGGUAGGGUAAAUAAAAUCUAAGUUGUUCAAGGCUGUCAUUAAUUUGAGUGGCUUGUGCUGUAUUUUAACAAUUAGGCUAAUCUCUAGUGUUCGAUAAAGCUUGAAUUCUUUUAAGUUCUUGAACUAUGUCAAAAAUUGUAAGACACGAAUGUUUUUACAACGCACACAGUGUAGCUCCUUGCGAAAGCAGCUAGGCGUGCCAAGAUUUCCUGCUUUCAUAGUCGUUGGCUUAUGAUUGACCGUGAAAGUGAAGUGUCGGGCCACUUGUAUAGAUUGACUAAAAUAUUACUUAGCCAGGACUGCAGUUAUUUGCUGUGGCCUUGCAAGCACAGUGACUUGGGCGAGUUCUUAUCGCACGAUUUGAUGUAACUUUCUUGAGCUUUUGUGUUUCACUUGAUGACGUCAUGCAGAGCAAGUGUGGUUAGCAUUUUACUGGCAAAAGUCCUAAGCGGUUGUAACUUGUACAAGGACAAUCUACUUGGUGAGUUGUCUCUGUCUGUGUCUGUACGGUUCUAGUGCAAUUUUCAGGUAUUUAUUGUCAUUGUGGCGGCAUAUUUUUUUUACAUUGGUUUUAGUCUUUCAUGGUAGCACGAUGAGCGCACAAAGCACUCUAUCGCUGAAACACUCAAAUGCUGCUGAAUCCAGUCUGUGCCAGGAAUGCUCUCUUACCGCUACAAUAUGUGAUGAACAAGUGAAAUGCAAGUGAGAAACUGAAAUAUAACACCUACAAGUAUACCAAUAACUCGAAAAAGUGAGUUUGCACUGCUACGUGCAUAACCGCCAAGAAUGCUGCACUCCUCGAGCUAGGUGUACAAACUGCAGUCGCACCGAUAUCGCGCGAAGCGAUGAAAGGGUAAAUAAGAACACGUUUCAGUUGGCCUGCUUCAUUAGUUCACGUGGGCUCUGUGGAGGCCUUAAGACAAUUUUUUAGCAAAUUUCUGUGUCCAACUCGUAACAUUGUCGUUACUUGUUUUGAAAUAUUGGGAACAAGAAAAUGUGUUGGUUGGCAAACGUUGUGCUUGGACAUAAGUCCCUCAUCCAAUUGGCUGCACUGGCACACGUUGCAGUUCUUCCACUGGCUUCAACAGCAUCUUGUAGAGUACAUCUGUUUGUUUGUUCUUUAUUUAACUUCGGUGUACAUAUAUACCUAUACAUAUUCUAGAUAUACAUAUGUGUAAUAGCACUUGAGCAUCCUUUCAGACUUGCUCGACGACUGUGGCCAUGCAAUACUUGUCUCUUGUCCCCUGAGCCUGCCCCUACACUUAACGCAAGCGAGUGAUGACCUCUGCUCCUUAGGAGCAGGCAGCACGAAAGGCGGGGCAGGUGCAUUGUGAUGACUGGAUGGGGACGCUGUGCUUUCAUUGGUCGCAGACAUGCCACUGCACGUGUCUUUUGGACAUCGAGUCCCAGCCUUUCCUUGAGGAGAAAUCACUGCUUGCGGUUGUUGCUGCAACAAUUGUGGCUCAAUGCGCCACCCUCAGCGGGGCGACGAAAUUCGCCAAAAUCACCGUGACGUCGCAUCACCAACAGUGACAUGUGGUGGAACCUGUGGCUAGUGAUAACCACCGAGGGGCUUAGUUGGUUCUGCGGACACUGGCAUAUAAAGUGUACUACAACAAGCUGCCAACAGGAGGUAGAAAGCAGACGUGCUCUACUCUUGCUUCAGAUAUGGCAUUUUGGACAGAGCACUUUUUCUUCCUUUCAUGUUACCUGUCGCUUGACUGAGUGAAUUGCAGAAAAGUUACCGCAUUGUUCUGAUUUAAUGUUCCAUUUUAUUUGCUUCAAUGUCUUGUGCAUCGCAAGUCAUUACUUCUGUAAACCAAUCAGUGUACUGUGCACAUACUGCCGUGCCAGAGUGAAAUGCAAGCUACAAGGUGCACUUGCUACAUUUGCCAGUGGGUACUUGUGGGGGCACUAGUAGCUGGUGAUGCCACAUCAAGUAAUUCAGUGUAACAGAUGUGUACUACUUCAUUUCUUCCAUUAGACAUAAUGCCACAUUGUGCGAAUUAUACUAGAACAUCUGGCCCCAAGGAAUGUGUGCAGUUGUGUGCAUGCAUCGGCCACUCCAGGGCAGCAUGGCUUUCUUUGUUGAUGCCAUUGCCCUGCUACUUUCUGCAAGGGCAGCAGGAUUCUUUCAUGCUCCUGUGUAAUCUUGUGUCCCUUGGUCACAACAAUAAGCAGAGCCAUCGACGUUGCACAAAUUAUCGCGCAGCAGUCUGUUAGAUAUACAAGUCGAGCAAUACCUCGUAGGAAGUCUCGCACGAUUCUGUGCAGACUGCAGCAAAGUGGUCGGUGUUGAUGUACUUGUCAGUGGCACAAAAAGCACAGGACAGAUUAAAGGUACGUGCACUCAGAUGCGCAUUGUUAACGGGGAGUCUAUUUGGUUGAAUAAAUUGCUGGCAGCACCUGUCCUCUCUGUGUGUUGUUCUCGUUGAGGUCAUUGUUUUUGUGCACAAGCUAACCCAGCAGCAUGGUCUCGACGAAAACUGAUAUAAAGGUACAGUCACACAAUUGCCUGUAAGCAUUGUCCAGAAUCAUGUGACCAUAGCUACAUAAAAACAAAAUGGGUUCUGAGGGCUGUGCACUCCACUUUGUCUGUCCCAUGUUUUCUGCACCAUUCACAAGUGUGUAGCAGUGCCUGGCAGAAGCUAGUGUGCCCAGUGCAUGCAUUGUGCUGCUCAGUAGGACAUCAGUCUGCAGGAGUGUGUUGCACCUGUGAACUUACAGCCUGUGCAGCCAGCGUCUCGGCAGCACGUGCAAGUGGACAAGGUUGCCAGGCUGCGUCUCCAGAGCAAUGCUUUCACAUGCGUCUCGUACAUCUUUGCCCGGCCAGCCUAGCUGUUCGUUCAGUCCUUGCUGCUAAAUCGUGCCUGUGACCUUCGUGUAUCGAAAUCAGUGUAAUGAAACAACCCUGUGUAUAGCAUCUCUACCUAGAUUUGUACAUACUGUGGACUGAUCAAUGCCAACUUAGUUGCAUAGCAUUUGUAAUCAGUUGGGGCCUGUUUUGUGCUAGCUUCUUAAGUAUGUCUGUGUGCAUUCCGACGAGAUUGGUACAGGGCUAGACAAUUGCAAAGUCUAAUGGUACCAGUGCUUUAAACCCUACUGCCAUAUGUGAUGGACCGCUGGGUGUCAGAUGGACUUUUGCCUAUACCAACUCCAAACGUGCAUCUAGGUUCAUAUUCUGUUUUGUAUUGUUGUUGUUGUUUUUUUCUCCUUUUUGAGCUUGCAAUUCAAUGGUGCUCUUUGACAAAAAACAUGGAAACUUACUUGCCUUGUUUGCAGUAGAGUGACUAAUGUGAAACAUAGUAUAUACUGAAAAAGCGAACCCACAUCUUUUUUUAAUUUUUUGUGCAUGGGCACCUGCCUUGGUUUUUCAUUUUCACUUUGCAGUACAACAGUAACUUAGAGAAUUUCAGCACAUUUUCCAAACUAAAGCCUGCAUUUUGUCACAGAAGCAGGACAAAGCUAACUGCGAGGAACACACACACGCGUAACUGUUGCUUGCAAAAUCAUAUUCAGCAUGGAAUACUUAGUUUGCAAUUGCACACAAUUGCAGCCUUGUCUCUACAAAGGAAAUGAACACCGUGCAGUGUAGUGUCUGCUUUGUAGACAAAAAAAAUUAUUCCCAGCUCACUUAAUUAUUCUUUUUGCUAAGAGAAGUGCAAAACCUACCACAAGGUACCAGUUACCAUGAAAUCUGAAACAGACAAGCUGUGUUGGCAUCCUUCUGUAGUUCUGUGGCCACUUUAGAGUAGCCUGUGAUUCAUAUUGAAGGGGAAGACUUUCACCCACCCAUAUGUAACACAAACCUGCAAAGGAAACUUGUACAGGUUUCUCAAAAAGCUUCACAGUUGACGAAAAAUUUGUCCUGGUCUGCGAUUGGAACCCAGGACCAACGCUUUUCCAGUGCGGUGGCUCCACCCCUUAGCUAACAAGCUAGCGGAUCACAGUGUGAGAUUGAAUUAAUCUACAACUCAGAGUGCAGGGACACAAUAUGGCAAGUCAGUUUUGCGAAACUCCGAAGUGUGGAGGAAAAACUGUCAUCCACCCAAAUGUAGCACACAGCUACAGAGGAACAGGUGGAUGACAAUUUUCCCUUUCAUAACACUUCCUCCAACUUGCAAGAUUCCGCAGAACUGACUUGCCAUACUGAAAACAUAAAAAAUUAUUCGGAGAAGUCUGGACGUCAUGUUGGGUUGCCAUUUAAAAUGAAAGCUGAUUGGAUUGGUCAAUGUACGGUUUUGAAUAUGUGCAUACUCCCAAGCUGUGUUUGACAUGAACAUGCUCAGCAGGGAAUGUUUACGACCUAGACUAGGGCUGACCACAUUCACAUUGGUGUUAAGCAGGGUCUCAAUGGGAAAAGGCCAACAAGGCUUGCAUCGAGUCCUCAAAAACAUAAACAUCACACAUGUUCACGAAGGGUAUCGACCAUACAUCAAGAAAUGAGACGGAAAAUAAACUGAAAUUUGCGAACAGAAAGAACUGCUAUAGAAGUGCAACAAAAAAUCUAGUAAUAAAAUAAUACUUGACAAAGCAUUGUGACAGAGGCUGGAGAACUAGAAAAGCAACACACAAGAUGCUUUACUGAACUUGAGUGCAGCACAGCACAAGAUGGUGAUAAAUUGAAAACAGCUAAUUUGCAAAUAUUCAGAGAAUUGAAGAAAUUUUUCGUGCUAGGGCGUGAAAUGGCUGUUUAUGCCUUGAGCCUUUUCUGCCAAGCACUUCAUUCAUUGGUUUGCACUGAGGUUGCUACAAGUGAAGCUGAGCUUCGGAGCUUGCAUAAAGCAAGGCACAUAAGAAAAAAGUGUGUUCCCAUGCCAUCUAUUGACAACCUCUUGUCAUUUUGUACGAGUUCUUUUCACUGUAAAUAUUUUGCUUUUUGGGAAGCCUCUGAAAGCAGUGGAGUAACAGAUUAUAGAGCAAAAAAAAAAAAUCUGCAUACUGAAGCAGGCUCCACAUUUCUUCAGUGUAAAAAAAGCACACAAAUUUAUAAACAAAACAUUGUGCCUGGUGGUCCAGUAGGAUGACACCUGUCAACACUGAGGGAAGAGGUUUUUAUUUUGCCUGGGAAAUUUGUCAAUUAACUUUGUGUUGGGAGGGCUUUAAUCACAAUGGAAUCAUUUGUGUGUUUGUACAGUAGAUAACAUGUGAAACAUGACUUCUCUAUAUAUAUAUGUAUAUGUAGAGCCUUUUGGUACUAAAUAAAUUAAUUUUUAUAAUGA